Boleophthalmus pectinirostris (great blue-spotted mudskipper) is the source of this 966-nucleotide messenger RNA. RefSeq names its product probable thiopurine S-methyltransferase. The coding region runs from base 62 to 751 and encodes 229 amino acids. The transcript has 9 exons. Gene Ontology annotation, molecular function: thiopurine S-methyltransferase activity. NCBI's taxonomy places the organism in Eukaryota, Metazoa, Chordata, Actinopteri, Gobiiformes, Gobiidae. The record is from RefSeq and is a predicted model, not a curated record.
AAGAGAUGGUUACAAAACCUGAAUUACACACAACAACAUUCCUCUGUGACAGUAAUAUCAUAUGAUCACAGGGCAGAGUCGGGUUAACUGGGGUUAUUUAGCUACUGUUCCUGUUCUUUUAUCCAUUCGUAUCUAUCUGAGCGCGUUCUUUCUCUUUAAGGAGAGUUGCAGUAGCAGCAUGUUGGCCGCUCAGGAAAACCGUGUGAUUGCUCUAGAAGAAUGGGAGGAAAAAUGGCAGCAGGAUAAGAUAGGCUUCCACCAUCCCCAUGUUCACAAAAUGCUAGAGGCCAACAUUGACAAAGUGGUAGCAGGUCGGACUGGAAUCAAGUUCUUCUUCCCUCUCUGUGGAAAAGCUGUAGAUAUGAAAUGGACUGCAGAGUUGGGUCACACUGUAGUUGGAGUGGAGCUGACAGAAAAAGCCAUUCGACAGUUUUUUGAAGAGAGUGAAAUGAGUUACACUGAGGAGAAUGUGCCAACCAUCCCUGGAGCUAAAGUGUUUAGGAACUCUGAGAAAACGGUUUCACUUUAUCAGUGCGAUAUCUACAAGUUCUCCAGUUCCCUUGAAGGUCAGUUUGGAGCCAUUUGGGACAGAGGUGCUCUCGUCGCCAUCAACCCCAAAGACAGAGAGAAAUAUGCUGCUCUGAUGGUUUCUCUGAUGGCCCCUGACUGCAGGUACCUCUUGGACACUCUGCUCUAUAAUCCUGAGUUACAUAAAGCGCUUCACAGGUCCUCCAUUUUUUGUACCGGAUGAACAAGUGUUGAGCCUGUAUGGGUCCAACUGUGAUAUUGAGCUGUUGCAGGAAGCCGAUGCCUUCAGUGAAAAAGCCAAAAACUGGGGCCUGGACUACCUCACGGAGAAAGUGCAUCUACUAGUUUUAAAGAACAACUGACUUUCUUAACUUUUUUAACUAAUGUUUUUAUGGUUUAUAGAGUUAAAAUUUAAAUAAAGUGUAUGAAAUACCUGAA